Paramecium pentaurelia is the source of this 1520-nucleotide messenger RNA. Lineage: Eukaryota; Ciliophora; Oligohymenophorea; Peniculida; Parameciidae. The record is from the annotation of a GenBank genome assembly.
AUGUUAAAUCUAAAAAAGAGAUAUUAUCCAUAUUCGUGGUUAUUAGGAAUUUUGCUAAUUCUUUCGAUUUUCUAUCAAGAAUAUCAAAGUCUUUCUUAUACAUCGUAAAUGAUAUUAUUACUCUUAAAAUCACAUUAUGAAGGUUUUAGAUUGAAUAUUUUCUUUUAUGCUUUAAGUUUACUAUUUGAUGUAUGCAGAAUGAAAUCACUAAGUCUGGUUGCUAUUAUUUUAUAUUUUUUUUUGACUCAUAAGUUAAACAACUACUAUUUGCCAGAUGGAGGAAAUCCUGUAGGUCAUUUAUACUUAAAGGCAGGGUUACUUAAUAAUUACAACCAUAUUCCAGAAAUGGCAAUCUAUUAUCCUACAUCAUUGAAAGAUUGUAGCAAAUGUAAAAAAGGAUUCAAGUGGCUAAAAGUAAAAGAUUAUGCUAAAAAAAUGGAAGAUACUGCAAAAAAAGAUGUACACAGAAAAAGGAGAAUUCCCUAUCUCUUUUUUAGAAUUGUAGUUUCAUAAUUCUAUAAGUUUAUGAUAAAUGUUUAUGAAAAUGCAUAAAUUGAUUUAAAUUUUGCAGAGACCACAGAUAAUCUUUCUAAAUUUUCAGUCAUUAUUUUGAGUCAUGGUUUAGCUUCACAUUGUGAUGGUUAUUCAGUAAUAGCAAGAUAUUUGGCUUAACAAGGUCAUAUUGUCUUUGUUCCAGAACAUAUAGAGAAUAUUCGUAAUAUUUAUCUAACUAAUGAAGAAAAUAGAGAAUAUAGAAAAUUAUAAUUAUAAGAUAGGUAAUUAUUAUUUCAUUCUAAAAAUAGAAUCAAAACUAUAAAAUAAGUAUUGGAUAUAAUAUAUGAUGAGAAAUAAUUCUCAGAUCUUUUCAAGCAUCCCAAUAACAAGAUACAACCAGACUUUGAUUAAAUUUCCAUCAUAGGUCAUUCAUUUGGUGGUUCUACAGCUUAUGCUAUAGCUUAGACUGAAAAAAGAGUGACAGGAGCAUGUAUACUUUAUGAUCCAGUAUUGUUAUCCAUUUUAUAAUCUAGUGUCUGUAUAUUUUCGAUUUUGAAGAAAAGGUUAAGUUACACAUUCCAUUAUUGAGCAUUAAUUCUGAUGAUUUUUAUAGAAGAUUGUAUUCCUUUAUGGAAAAUGAUGAGAGAUUGGAAAAGGCAUUUUAAUUGAUAGAUGUAUAUAUUGGCUUAAUUAUAGGGUCCAAUUUCAGAUCAUUGUGCAAAUAUUUACAUUAAAGAUCAACAACAUGCAGACUUUUCAGAUAUCCCUAUAAUUUGGAAUGGUGAAAGCGGACUUUAUAGCAUUUCAAUAAAUGUUCAUGAAGUUCAUUUGAGAUUCGGGAUGAUUUUACUAUUGACAAAAAUAUUUUUAGAAGAAUCAAAAUAAUAUCAUAAAAUUAAACAUAAUAAGUAGAAUUAGGAUGGAAAUGUGGAAUUAAAAUAAAAGAUUCUAUAAGAAGUAGAAAAGCAGUUUGGAAAUCAGAGUCAAAAUUUAUUAAGAUGGACAGCGAUUCCAAACAAAUGAUU